This is a messenger RNA of Cucumis sativus (cucumber), 1382 nucleotides long. RefSeq names its product transcription factor RAX3. The record is from RefSeq and is a predicted model, not a curated record. Bases 133 to 1149 code for a protein of 338 amino acids. The transcript is spliced from 3 exons. NCBI's taxonomy places the organism in Eukaryota, Viridiplantae, Streptophyta, Magnoliopsida, Cucurbitales, Cucurbitaceae.
UUUUUAUAUUUAGUCAGAUUGGCUUUUUCAGCAUCCAUGUUUCUCCAUUUUUUUUUAAAAAAAUUCUAUCUCUAUCUCUCUCUUUCUUAUAAUUCAUAGUUUCUUGGAUUAGGAGGAAAAGGGGGCAAAAGAAUGGGAAGAGCUCCAUGCUGUGACAAAGCCAAUGUUAAGAAAGGGCCAUGGUCUCCUGAAGAAGAUGCAAAACUCAAGUCUUAUAUUGAAAAACAUGGAACUGGUGGUAAUUGGAUUGCUUUGCCUCAAAAAAUUGGACUUAAGAGAUGUGGGAAAAGCUGUAGGUUGAGAUGGUUGAAUUAUCUUCGUCCAAAUAUUAAGCAUGGAGGUUUCUCUGAAGAAGAAGACAGAAUCAUUUGUAGUCUCUAUGUUAGUAUUGGAAGCAGGUGGUCUAUCAUAGCCGCUCAGUUACCCGGAAGAACAGAUAAUGAUAUAAAGAACUAUUGGAACACGAGGUUGAAGAAGAAGCUAUUUGGGAAGCAAAGAAAAGAUCAUCAACAACAAGCAAUAACUCGUAGAGGAAAUGGUGUAAAGCAAAUGCAGCAAAUGAAGAGAUCAUCAGAGAAUAACAACGCAACAAUAACAACAAUAGCUCAUAUGGGUGAGAAUAAUAGUUCCAUAUUUUCAUUAAACCAAUCUCAUAACAACAAUAUUCUUCCUUAUUGGCCUCAACAGCAGCACCUCCCAUUGGCUCCUCACUUCAACAGCAACUUGACUCCCUUCGGGAAGCCAAUAAUUGAAAAUGAUUUGAGCAAAUUUGGAGUUCAAUUCAUGGAUCAAGAAAGUAAUUUGUAUAGUAGCAACAACAACAAUAAUGGAAAUGGAAAUGAGUACGGAAACUAUUUACCAAUUAUGCAAGGGCAAAGUAGCAGCAGCAACAGCCAAAUGGUGGAGAUUGAGAAUUAUAAUAACAUGGCCAAUUAUGAAGAUCCAAGGAGGGUUUUGUGUGGACUUGAAUUUUUAUAUGGAGAUCAUCACAUAAUGAGUGGCAAUAACAAUGAUCUUCAAAUUUCUUCUUGCCUUCCAAAUUAUGAAGAAAUACUGCUCCAAGAUUUGUCAACUACCACUACUACUACAACUCAAGAAUAUGGAGCUAAGUUUGAUGAUUUGAGGAUAUUGGAUAACAAUGCACUAUGAUCAUGGUGGAAGCUAGGGCAUGAUGUAAAGUUAAAUAAAAAUAGACUCUCUUUAGUAAUAGAGUGAACUUGGAGACUGGGGUUUGGAUAUUUUCCUUUGAUUUAGACAAUAACUUUAGGGGGGGAAAACAUAAAUAUUGUUAUGUUUGUGAUUUUUUUCUUAAAAUCUUCUUGUUGGUUGGAAAAACUGAUUAAUUAUUACUAUAUAUAAGUAUAUUUCGUGUUUUGAUUUAA